UGGAAACUCCAGAUCCUCUCUCUCACGUUUCGUCUUCCUCAGCUUGCUUCUCUUCAGUUUCUUCCACUAAUCUAAUCCACUCUCUUCAGUUUCUCCCGAUGGAACCCAAAACGAAAUCCUCAGUCCACCAAGAAGAAGAUUCUAUCAUCCUCCACGACUGCUCAAGAAAAGACGAGAGGGAGAUGGAGAGGGAUGAGGGAGAAUAUGAGGAAGAGGAAGAGGAUGUUGUGGCAGUAAAGGUAGUCAUCUGACUUUUUGGCGGAGUAAUUGAACCAGAGUGUCUCGACGAUUGUUAGGUUUCGGCCUAAGGCUGUUGAUGCGUCUUCGAUCGUUGCGUAUGGGAUCACAUGUGCUCGAACCUAAAGAUGCUCUUCGCAUCAACAAGAGAGAAUUGGUUGUGGCUACAUGAGUAUAAAAGUCUUAGAGCAGUUGGCGAGACAAAUCUUAUCUUCAAAAAGACUAUUCACCAUGUUUUUACAAUGCUGGGGAGGUACUCUUACGCCGAGAGAAAAAAACGAUAAUCUCCUGAUUCCCACGUUAAUGGACAGAUGAACUGGUCAAUGGAACAUAGCCUGCUUGAGCCUAAGACUGAGCUUUGGUAGAGAAACGAAAGGUACAGACAUUAUGUGCACAAGAUCUGGAAUUAAUUAGUCUAAAGAGAGCUCCAGAAUCUGGAACCGCAGAUUGAUGUGAAAAGAGUGUAGGAAGAUCCCUAAGCAUUAUUUAUUUUUGUGGAGAAUACAUGAGGAGGUAAUGGAGAAAAAAACAGCAAGCUUGCUAAACAGUUUCCUACACUUCUGCCCCAUUUGGAGAUUAUAUUGCUUCUCCUACUACUACUAAAUAUACAGGGUUACAAAAAGCUUUUCCUGUAAACUAGAGUAAUGUACUCAAUUUUGAUUCAUCUCAAUGGUCAAUGGGUCUGGCUCUGAAGGUGGUUCAAAGAGGUCUGCUGAGAAUGGGUUUAUUAUAGGAGGUGGCUGUAAUAGCUCGAGCAGCGGAGUAGGAAGACAAACCUGGUCCAAGCUGUCGAGUAGAAGUCGUAAUGCGGCUUUUGAGACAAAUCAGUGUUGGGUAGAUAAGCGUUGAGCAUGAAAGGAAAGGUCUUAAACAUCACAGAAGAAGUAAGUCACAAGAUUUUUACACCACAGAAGAAUUAAGAAAAAGAGUUGGAAGUGGACUACAAUGUAAAAAGGAAACUAAAAGAAUAUUUGUAAUGGAAAGAUUGAAAAAAUUUCUAUGGGUCUGUGUGUUUCUGAUGAUUCGGUUUGGUGUGUAUUGUUUUCAUUGCCAAAAUGGUGUGUUUAGUAAAUUACAAAUAGAGAGAUGGAAUGAUAACUUCAAAUUAAAAUUAGUUACUCAAAGCUUGGUUGAAGUCGCAUUACGUUAUGC
Eruca vesicaria subsp. sativa (arugula) is the source of this 1389-nucleotide messenger RNA. Lineage: Eukaryota; Viridiplantae; Streptophyta; Magnoliopsida; Brassicales; Brassicaceae. The record is from the annotation of a GenBank genome assembly.